AUGGUCAACAUCACUGGGAGCUUUGUCUCCCCGUCCGCGGAUGCGACGGUCACUCCUCAACUUUUCGCGCCGGCCGGAAUUCUUGCCUCCGUGCUUGAUGGAUUCACGAUCUGGAAGCUGAUUCUGACCCUGUUCCUUGCGGCUGUCGUUUAUGAUCAGUUCAUGUACCACUAUUACAAGGGCUCAAUCGUCGGUCCCGCCUACAAGAUCCCUUUCAUGGGCCCAUUCCUGCAAUCCGUCAACCCCAAGUUCACCGAGUACAAGGCGAAAUGGGACAGCGGAGAUCUGAGCUGUGUCUCCGUCUUCCACAAAUUCGUUGUUAUCGCGUCGACUCGUGACAUGUCCCGCAAGAUUUUCAACUCUCCCGGCUACGUGAAGCCAUGUGUCGUGGAUGCCGCGCACAAGCUUCUCGGUAAGACCAACUGGGUCUUCCUGGACGGUAAGGAUCACGUUGAGUACCGCAAGGGUCUCAAUGGUCUCUUCACUCGCCAAGCUCUAGCCUGCUACUUGCCCCGCGCCGAGGAGGUCUUCAACGAAUACUACAAGAAGUUCCUCGAGAAGUCCGAGGCCACCAAGCACACCCCGACUCCCUGGAUGUCCGACUUCCGUGAGCUGAUGUGCGCUCUCUCUUGCCGUACCUUUGUCGGUUACUAUAUGUCCGAUGAGGCCGUCCAGAAGGUUGCCGACGACUACUACCUGAUUACCGCUGCUCUGGAGCUUGUCAAUUUCCCCAUUAUCCUGCCCUACACCAAGACUUGGUACGGAAAGAAGGCUGCUGAUAUGGUGCUCGAGGAGUUCACCAAGUGUGCCGCCAAGAGCAAGGCUCGCAUGGCUGCCGGUGGUGAGGUUUCGUGUAUCAUGGACGCAUGGGUCAAGGCGCAGCAAGACUCUGCCAAGUACCGUGAGAAGAUUGCCAAGGGUAUCCAGGUUGAUUCGUCUGAGAAGCCUCCCCAGGUUCUGCGUGACUUCAGCGACUUCGAGAUCGCUCAGACCAUCUUCACCUUCCUGUUUGCCUCGCAAGAUGCUACUAGCGCUGCUUCCACUUGGCUCUUCCAGCUCAUGGCUGACCGCCCCGAGAUCCUGGACCAGGUCCGCGAGGAGAACCUCAAGGUCCGCAAUGGUGACCGCUCCGUCCCCAUCUCUAUGGACCUGCUCGACAACCUGCCCUACACUCGUGCCGUCGUCAAGGAAACCCUCCGCUACCGUCCCCCCGUCAUCAUGGUUCCCUACCUUGUCAAGAAGGACUUCCCUAUCACCGACAAGAUCACCGUUUCCAAGGGCUCUAUGAUCAUCCCCUCGGUCUGGCCUGCUACUCACGACGAGGAGGCAUACCCCAAUGCUGACUCAUUUGAGCCCGAGCGCUGGAUUACCGGUGACGCUGAGGCGCAGUCCAAGAAUUGGCUGGUCUUUGGCACGGGUCCCCACUAUUGUCUGGGUCAGACCUACGCCCAGCUGUCUCUGAUGGCCAUGAUCGGCAAGGCCAGUAUGGAGAUGGACUGGGAGCACACCCCCACUCCCGAGUCCGAGGAUAUCAAAGUGUUCGCCACGAUCUUCCCUCAGGACGAUUGCCUGCUCACUUUCCGCCCUCGCGCUUAA
Messenger RNA from Penicillium maclennaniae, 1596 nucleotides. It is a transcript of the gene erg5, whose product is annotated as C-22 sterol desaturase erg5. The record is from RefSeq and is a predicted model, not a curated record. Lineage: Eukaryota; Fungi; Ascomycota; Eurotiomycetes; Eurotiales; Aspergillaceae. Bases 1 to 1596 code for a protein of 531 amino acids. Gene Ontology annotation, biological process: sterol metabolic process. Gene Ontology annotation, molecular function: heme binding; oxidoreductase activity, acting on paired donors, with incorporation or reduction of molecular oxygen; iron ion binding. The transcript is spliced from 4 exons.